Molecule: messenger RNA, 3381 nt
Organism: Lutra lutra (Eurasian river otter)
Lineage: Eukaryota; Metazoa; Chordata; Mammalia; Carnivora; Mustelidae
Gene: P4HA3
Product: prolyl 4-hydroxylase subunit alpha 3
Exons: 13
Coding region: 41-1927 (628 amino acids)
Biological process (GO): peptidyl-proline hydroxylation to 4-hydroxy-L-proline
Cellular component (GO): endoplasmic reticulum
Molecular function (GO): L-ascorbic acid binding; iron ion binding; procollagen-proline 4-dioxygenase activity
Source: RefSeq, a predicted model, not a curated record
UUGGCCCGAAGGUCCGAGGGGACGCGCGCGAGAGCCGGCGAUGGGCCCCGCGGCGGGGCUGGUGGCUUUGCUGGCGGUGCUGGCGCUCCGAGCAGGGGACCCGGCAGGGGCCGCGGCGCGGGGGGACACGUUCUCGGCGCUGACCAGCGUGGCUCGCGCCCUGGCACCCGAGCGCCGGCUGCUGGGGCUGCUGCGGCGCUACCUGCGCGGGGAGGAGGCGCGGCUGCGCGACCUGACCAGAUUCUAUGACAAGGUGCUUUCUUUGCAUGAGGAUUCGGCAACCCCUGUGUCUAACCCUCUGCUUGCAUUUACUCUCAUCAAACGCCUACAGUCUGACUGGAGGAAUGUGGUACAUAGUCUGGAGGCCAGUGAGAACAUCCGAGCUCUGAAAGAUGGUUAUGAGAAGGUGGAGCAGGACCUCCCAGCCUUUGAGGACGUGGAGGGAGCAGCAAGGGCCCUGAUGCGGCUACAGGAUGUGUACAUGCUUAACGUGAAGGGCCUGGCCCGGGGCGUCUUCCAAAGAAUUGCUGGCUCCGCUGUCACUGACCUGUACAGCCCCAGGAGGCUCUUCUCCCUCACGGCAGAUGACUGCUUCCAAGUUGGCAAGGUGGCGUAUGACAUGGGGGAUUACUACCAUGCCAUUCCAUGGCUGGAGGAGGCUGUUAGUCUCUUCCGAGGAUCUUAUGGAGAAUGGAAGACAGAGGAUGAGGCAAGUCUAGAGGAUGCCUUGGAUCACUUGGCCUUUGCCUAUUUCCAGGCUGGCAAUGUUUCGUGUGCCCUCAGCCUUUCCCGAGAGUUUCUUCUCUACAGCCCAGAUAAUAAGAGGGUGGCCAGAAAUGUGUUGAAAUAUGAAAGACUUUUGGCAGAGAGCCCCAACCAGGUGGCAGCUGAGGCUGUCAUCCAGAGGCCCAAUGUUCCCCACCUGCAGACCAGAGACACCUACGAGGGGUUAUGUCAGACCCUGGGAUCCCAGCCUAUUCACUACCAGAUCCCUAGCCUUUACUGCUCCUAUGAGACAAACUCAAGCCCCUACCUGCUGCUCCAGCCCAUCCGGAAGGAGGUCAUCCACUUGGAACCCUAUGUUGUUCUCUACCAUGACUUUGUCAGUGACGUGGAGGCUCAGAAGAUUAGAGGGCUUGCAGAACCGUGGCUACAGAGAUCUGUGGUGGCAUCAGGGGAAAAGCAGUUGCCAGUGGAGUACCGCAUCAGCAAAAGUGCCUGGCUGAAGGACACCGUUGACCCCCUGCUGGUGACCCUUGACCAUCGCAUUGGUGCCCUCACAGGACUUGAUGUCCAGCCUCCCUAUGCAGAGUAUCUCCAGGUGGUGAAUUAUGGAAUUGGCGGUCACUAUGAACCUCACUUUGACCAUGCUACGUCACCAACCAGCCCCCUGUACAGAAUGAAGUCUGGGAACCGAGUUGCAACAUUUAUGAUCUAUCUGAGCUCUGUGGAAGCUGGAGGAGCCACUGCCUUCAUCUAUGCCAACUUUAGCGUGCCUGUGGUCAAGCACUGUUUUGGUGGAAUCUGCAUAGGAGUGGUGAAGGGGAUGGUGACACACUUCAUGCUGGUUGUCCUGUCCUGGUGGGAGAUAAGUGGGUGGCCAACAAGUGGAUACAUGAGUAUGGACAGGAAUUCCGCAGACCCUGCAGCUCAAGCCCUAAAGACUAAAAUGUUGGCAGAGAGAAGCUGGUGGAGUCCUGGGACUUUCCAGAAAAGCCGGAAGCCAAAGGCAAGCCUAGGAAAGGAGAAAGGGGAAAUAUUUUCUGGAGGAAGACCUUGUCAGCAUUGCUUGUUUCUUACAAAAGGAGUGGUCUGUACCAGGGAAUAUCUGAGAAUUCUUCUCAAACCAUCAGUCAGAGUAGAUGGGCAAUACAAAGAAGGGGUUGAGGCCAGAGGGAGAAGUUUUGGGGGCUCAGACACUCUAUGAUGGAAACGGAAUAUAGCAACAGUCCCUGGGGUUUGAUCAAUGGAGUUUUUGCCACUUUGAGCCUUGACCACAGCAGCCCAGAAGUGGCAAUGAGGACACCUGCAGGAGGGGGCUAGCCUAACUCCCAUGGCUUUCUGCCCUUCUCCCCACUGAAUUCUCUUGAAGACUAAGCCGGGACUUUCUCUGUAGGAGUGUACCUCAUAGGAUUUUUUUUCAAGCAGAAUGAAACUUUCUUUUUUUAUAUGAUGAUUUUUAAAUACAGCCAUUAAAAACAUUUACAAAUCAUUUUUCACAACCAAGAAUAUUCUUAGAUGAUAACAUUGAGUAAUAUAUAUAUUAUAUAUAUAUAUAUAUAUAUAUAUAUAUAUAUAUAUAUAUAUAUAUGAAAAUGUAUUUUUUUAAAUUUAUGCUAUAAUUUCAACUUGGCUCACCUUUCACCAUUCCCCUCUCAUUAUAUUCCAGACACAUGACAUUCUUUCUGUUCCUACAGCCACUGUGCUCAUCACCAUCAGCAUCAUUCCCACCUUUCAGGUCUUUGCAUUUGCUGCUCCCUUAUAUUCCCCCCAUGCCCAAGCUCUUCUCAUUAUCCCACUCUGGGCUCAAUGUCGCUUCAGACCUCUCUUCCCUGAUCAUCCGACCCGCCAGCCAUUUUCUUUAAUGUUACCUGAUUUUAUUUUCUUCAUUACACAUUUCUCAAGUUGAAAUUACUCUAGUCAUUUGUGGACAGUUGUCCUCCCUGCAGGGUGAGUGCUUUAAGGACCCACUAUACUUUGUCCAUGCUUCUAUAAUAGCCCCAUUGCACUGAAUUUCAUUAUUUGUUUCUUUGCCUGGCUGCCUGCACUAGAUUCUGUACUCCUUCUUCCUCUUGGUAUCCCCAGAAGGAGGUCUGGUUCAAAUAAGUAGGCAUUCAGCAAAUAUUUUUGGAUAAAUGAAUAAAAAGGCAUCUUUUGAGCUACACUUUGGAGGACUGGUAGAAUUUUUAUAGGUAGAGUCUAAUGAGAAGAAGCAUUUCCCGGCAGGACUCGCAUGAGCUAAGGCUGUAUUGAUAAGUGACUGUAAUGUUUGAGCACUUGUGCACAUGAGCACACUCCAGGCAACUUGGCUCAGAUUCCCCAACAGGGGCGGAGUAUGUGUCUCGCUCACAAAGAAGGCACACAGUUAAAGGACUGGGUGGUUGGAUGCUGUGUUGCCUCUGCCCUGUCCCUGCACCAUGCAUUUCAGCAUUUCUGCCUCCCAGAGCUUGUGGCCCCUAAGGAAAGGGUUCUGAUGUGCCGAUAUCCAGCUUCCUCCAGGGCCUCAAUGAGCACCUGGUCACAUCUUCAGUAUUUCUGCUGAGUGUGUCAAGAUUCUGGAAAUCCUCUCACUAAAUGAUUCAAUUUUGUCAUGCAGGAGAGGGAAUUUUACCUCUACCCUUCUGUAUUCUUAGCUGAAACCUCUGUAAUAAAAGAUUAACA